This is a messenger RNA of Protopolystoma xenopodis, 561 nucleotides long. The record is from the annotation of a GenBank genome assembly. Lineage: Eukaryota; Metazoa; Platyhelminthes; Monogenea; Polystomatidea; Polystomatidae.
CCUUUACUAGUCGAUGGCUUUAAAUUCGAUAUGCGCCUCUACGUUCUAGUUACCAGCUGUGACCCCCUGCGUGUUUUUAUAUUUCGUGACGGCCUUGUCCGGUUUACCACCAUGCGCUACGCCGAGCCAAAUGAAAACAACAUAUCAAACGUUUAUAUGCAUUUGACAAAUUAUGCGGUACAGAAGCAUAGUGACGCGUUCGUGCGAGACAACGAGGAAGAAGGCACAAAAAGGAGGAUCACCACUUUGAACCACUGGUUCAAGCGUAAGGGAUUCGAUUUAGCGAAGAUUUGGAAAUGUGUCGAUGAAGUGGUGGUAAAAACUUUGCUAUCCAGCAUUGCGGUACUCAAGCACAAUUAUCGAACCUGCUUUCCAAAUCAUAAUCUCACAUCGGCAUGCUUUGAGAUCCUUGGUUUCGACAUCAUGUUUGAUAAAAAAUUGAAACCAUAUGUACUUGAAGUAAGUUAUUUAUCAUUCCACAAAGUUUUGUAUAAAUGCUUCGCAAAAGCCAAACGAAAUUUAAAAAAAUCACAACCUUAUGAUCAACUACUAUUAGAAUGA